UUCCCUUUUCCUUUCCUUACGAAAACACCGUCAAAUGAGUUGAUGCCGUCAACGUAGUUUCGUCGUCCCUUUCGUCUCUACACGCGCAAACCUUCACUACCGCUUCACUCUUUUAGCGGGCACUCGCUUCCCAAAGUCGAUAAUACUCAAUUCCCCUACUCAAGAAAAAAAGGCAACUUAAUUCACCAUGAAGGGCUCCAUCCUCGCAGUCGCUGCCGCGACCGUCACCGGUGUCACCGCCGCUGCUCACCGUCACGCCCACGCCGACCUCUUCAAGAGAGGCGCUGACCAGGCCUCCGUCUGUGUUCCCGGCUGCACCACCAUCUACACCACCAUCUACGGCGAGCCUACGCUGGUUCCUAACCCCCCCAGCAAGCCCAGCAGCAAGUCCGUCGCCAGCGCCCUUCCCUCGGCGCCUGCGACCACCAAGGCCGCGGAGAAGCCCACGUCCACCGCAAAGCCCGUGGUGCCCGUCCCGACUCCGGUCCCUGAGCUCUGCCCUACCCCGGGUACCUACACUUUCCCGGCCACGACUAUCACCGUGAACCAGACCACCACCGUCUGCGCUCCUGAGACCACCAAGGUUCCUGCCGGUGUCCACACCAUCGGUGGUGUCACCACCGUUGUCGUCGAUGCCACCACCGUCGUCUGCCCGUACGCCACUGAGAAGACCAAGGAUGGUGUUGUCACCAGCGUCAUCGAGACCACCACCUACGUUUGCCCUACCCCUGGCACUUACACCAUUGCUCCCACCACCACGACCGUGACUGCCCCGACCACCUGCGUCUACCCCGUCGUCACCGAGAUCGUCCCCGGUACCUACGUUCGCCCUCCCGUCGUGACCACCAUCACCGAGACCAGCGUCGUCGUUGUCUGCCCCUUCACCAGCCAGAACCCUGAGCCCACCAGCAGCUCCGUCCCGGUUGUUGUCCCUGCUCCCGCGCCCACCACCGAGGCCCCCAAGCCUGCUCCUACCACCGAGGCUGCCAAGCCCACCACCCAGGCUCCCGCUCCCGUUCCCACGACCUCCGCCGUCGCCACCCCCGAGCCUGUUCCCACCACGGCCAAGACUUCCUCUGCUGCCGCUCCUUCCUCCUCUGCCCCCGCCACCGGCGGUGGCCUUGGAGGAAACAACGGCGACCACUGGGCCAUUACCUACACUCCCUUCUCUGAGGAUGCCUCUGGAUCCUGCAAGACCGCCGACCAGGUCGAUGCCGACAUCUCCACCAUCAAGAACUCCGGCUUCCGCACCGUCCGUGUCUACUCCACCGACUGCAGCACCCUCGAGAACGUCGGCGCCGCCUGCAAGAAGUACGGCCUCCAGAUGAUCAUUGGUAUCUUUGUCAAGGAGUCUUGCGACCCCAACUCCGCCGACGUCAAGAACCAGGUUGACGCCAUUACCGCCUGGAAGCAGUGGGGCAUGGUCGAGCUCGUCGUCAUCGGUAACGAGGUCAUCUUCCAGGGCCGCUGCUCCGCCAGCUCCCUGAAGCAGCUCAUCGUCUCCACCAAGGCUGCCAUCACCGCCGCCGGCUACUCUGGUCCCUACACCACCGCCGAGACCGUCGGUGUCUGGCAGCAGUCUGAUGUCAUCUCCGAGAUCUGCGACGUUAUCGACGUCGUCGGAGGUCAGAUCCACCCCUACUUCAACGCCGAGACCGCCGCCACCGACGCCGGUACUUUCGUCAAGGGCCAGAUUGAGCUCCUCGAGAGCUCCCAGAUCUGCGGUACCAAGCCCGCCUACAACCUCGAGUGCGGAUGGCCUUCCGGUGGUAACUGCAACGGCAAGGCCUGCCCCGGUACCUCUGAGCAGGCCACCGCCAUUGCUUCCAUCAAUGAGCUCGCCGGUGGAAAGACCGUCUUCUUCUCUUUCCACAACGACGAGUGGAAGGACCCCGGCACCUGCGGUUGCGAGCGCACCUGGGGCUGCGGUGACCUCUUCUCCGCUUAAAGAGAAUUAGCAUCACGAGACCAGGAACAAGAAAGGGAAAUCGAAGACAACAAAUGGAUAGCCCCCCCAAUUAUUUUCUAAUUCAACGUUCGGCAUUUGAACAUACAAAGAGACCAAUCCCUCUUCCCUCCGACGUUGCCUUGAGGUGUACCCAUGAGUCCAGAUAAAAAAGACAAAAGAAAACCCCCCUUCUUUUCCGACGAAAACGAUUUGCAACGUUUCCCUUUCAAGUGUACAAUGACAAUUGGAUACCCCCAACAGUAGAGGACUUCAAGUGAACCUU
Molecule: messenger RNA, 2231 nt
Organism: Colletotrichum acutatum
Lineage: Eukaryota; Fungi; Ascomycota; Sordariomycetes; Glomerellales; Glomerellaceae
Product: glycoside hydrolase superfamily
Exons: 2
Coding region: 188-1948 (586 amino acids)
Biological process (GO): cell wall organization
Cellular component (GO): fungal-type cell wall; cell surface; extracellular region
Molecular function (GO): glucan endo-1,3-beta-D-glucosidase activity
Source: RefSeq, a predicted model, not a curated record